AUGGACGUGACAAACGGAACUUCGGCCAGCGCUGCGGCAACGGUCAACGGCAACUCGACGGAAUCGGAGCCGUUCAAGCUCAAAUUCUGCACCGUCUGCGCCAGCAAUAACAAUCGGUCUAUGGAAGCGCACCUCCGCCUAUCGCAGGCUGGCUAUCCGGUCAUAUCGUUCGGGACGGGGUCCCUGGUCCGACUGCCAGGGCCGACCAUCACGCAGCCCAACGUGUAUCACUUCAACAGCACGUCGUACGACAGCAUGUACCGGGAGCUCGAGGCCAAGGACGGGCGUCUGUACCGCAACAACGGCAUACUCAACAUGCUGGGGCGCAACCGCGACAUCAAGUGGGGGCCCGAGCGCUGGCAGGACUGGCAGGUGGGCGCGCCGCGGCUCAAGCACGCCAAGGACCGCGGCAGCGAGGGCACCGAGGGCGGGCUCGUCGACGUCGUCAUCACCUGCGAGGAGCGCUGCUGGGACGCCGUCGUCGACGACCUGCUCUCCCGCGGCUCCCCGCUCAACAGGCCGGUCCACGUCAUCAACGUCGACAUCAAGGACAACCACGAGGAGGCCCACGUCGGCGGCAAGGGCAUCCUCGACCUGGCCAACUCGCUCAACGACGCCGCCCGCGAGGAGAGGGAGGCCGUCGGCGCGGCGGCCUUUGACGCACCCACCUCCCCCGCCAGGGCUACCUUUGACGAGAGGGUACCCGAGAUCCUGGGUGCCUGGCAGGAGAGGUGGCCAAACCUUCCUGCCAUAUGGACUCUGUCGUGGUUCUGA
This is a messenger RNA of Geosmithia morbida, 774 nucleotides long. RefSeq names its product RNA polymerase II subunit A C-terminal domain phosphatase SSU72. The transcript has 2 exons. The record is from RefSeq and is a predicted model, not a curated record. Bases 1 to 774 code for a protein of 257 amino acids. Gene Ontology annotation, molecular function: RNA polymerase II CTD heptapeptide repeat phosphatase activity. Gene Ontology annotation, cellular component: nucleus; mRNA cleavage and polyadenylation specificity factor complex. Lineage: Eukaryota; Fungi; Ascomycota; Sordariomycetes; Hypocreales; Bionectriaceae. Gene Ontology annotation, biological process: termination of RNA polymerase II transcription.